Molecule: messenger RNA, 2887 nt
Organism: Prorocentrum cordatum
Lineage: Eukaryota; Dinophyceae; Prorocentrales; Prorocentraceae
Source: the annotation of a GenBank genome assembly
GGCGGGCGGCGGCGACGGCUGCGGCAUGCCAUGGCGGGGGCCCCGGCGGUGGGCACGCGGUCGGUGCUGCGGCAGCUGAGGCUGCCGCCGCGGCUGACGGAGGCCGAGCAGCAGGCGUCGGCGGCUCAAACAGUUCCUUGGCUUCGCGGAAAAGGCCUGCGGGUGCACCGCGACCUCGAACCGGGCCCACGUGCGCCGGGCGGUGUUCCACGCGACCGAGCACGUCGAGCUGGCGAAGCUGGUAGCCGAGGGGCUCCAGGGUGACGCCAGCCCGAUCGAGUCCAUCGCGCGGAUGGAGUGCCCUGUCACGGUGCCUGAUCGGACGAUGGCGAAGAUCAAGGUGCCCGAGUCCGCGCCAAGGCGCAUCAUAUUCGCUUCCAAGGCGCUGCGUAAGCACUUUUCGCUCACCGAGACCCAGACCUGCAGGGGCUGCAGCAAGCGCUCGCGGUGCCGCUUCUUCAAGGCACCGGCGCAGGACGACGAAGUGGCUGGCGUCAAGCACAUCGGCCGCGUGCUGUUCGGCAUGUCGCAGUACUCGCGAGCGCACCUGCAGCGCCCCGACGCCUUCCCGUUUUAUUUUUCGCGCGAGAACCUGGAAAGCGCGGAGGUGCUCCUGCGGGCGGUCGGGGGGCAGCUGAUGGCCGAGGACGAUGCCUUCUACAGUGGCAGCCCCCUGCACUCCGACAUCGAGGUGGCCGAGCCGGAGACAGCCCGGGAGCUGCUGCUGCGCGAUGCCAGGCGCAAGCUGGAGAAGAGGCAGAAGCGCCUGGAGGAGAAGGCCCUGUCCCUGCCGCAGUGGAUGCGCGAGACGCUCAAGCCAGUGCCCGGGCCUGGCAUGACGGAGCGGCAGCGCGCGCUGCUGAGAGAGGCGCAGAAGCUGGCCGGGGCCGACAGCGCCAGCGCCGAGGCGCCCAGUGGCGCCCCAACGGAGGAGCCCGACGAGUGGAUGGAGGAGGGCGCGACGCCGGGCGAGCUCGCCGGCCCGCUCCUGUUGGACCCCGCGCCGAUGGAUGCCCGGGGUCACAGGGGCGACCAGGAGAGCGGGCAGGAGGACCCAGGCGGCGCGCGGCCCAUCAUCGUGGUCGACGGCGUCAAAGACCUGCCGGUGACGGAGCGCUUCCAGCACCUCCCUCCGAAGGCGAAGGAGCGCCCCGUUGUGCGCUUCAGCGGCGACGGCGCUGGAAUUUACACCGUCACCGACGAGCGCGCCACUCACCGGAUCGAUCUCGACCAGGUGGGCGGGGACAUCGACGUCGUGCCCGAGGCUGGGCAGGAUUCCAUCCUGCGUGGUGGCUACGUAGUCACGGACUUGCUCGGGGAGGGCUCCGAGAACGUACCAGAGGAGGUGCUGCAGUACGUGUCUCUGCCCCCGCGGGGCCUGGACGGAGUCCAGCGCUACCACAGCGGCAGGCCGGCGAAGAAGAUCGACCCGCGCCUCCUCGAGGAGCUCUGGCAGCGCGACGCCCAGGGGCAGGCAGAACUGCCGUUCCUUCAGAGGAUCCCCUUCGACGGCCCCCUCGGCCGCUCUGGCGGCUCGCUGCCGCCCGCGAGGCUGCCUGGCCGGCUGCUGGCGCGCGGGCAGGAGGCCAUCGUGCCCCCGCCCGAUCGCGACAGCGCGGCCGCCAGGCCCGAGGGCGCCGCCGAGGCGCCAGGAGAGCCCACCGAGGACGACGAGGGAGCCAUCUUGGAGGCUGGACUCGCCGCCGUUUGGCUUCCUGGACCGCGACCACGACACCGAGGAGUCGCUGCUGGCGGCGGAGCGCCUGGCGGCAACGGCCCUCGCGGGCGAGAGCGGCGAGCGCCAGCGCGCCGUUGCGCCGUCCGCGCCAGCACCGGGCGGCGUGAGCGAGGAGGACGCCCGCUUCGCGGAGUGGAGCCGCAGGGCAGCGGCGCGACCGCCGCCGCGGCCGAUCGGGGUGCUGGAGCCUUCGGUGGACUUUCGGAGGCUCGGGGACCCGCGCCACCUGGACAAGGUGCAGGUCACCGUGGAGGCGGAGAGCGCCGUGGAGUUCCGCCAGGGGCGGCCGCUGCCACAGGACGAGGCGUUCGUGUCCACCUUCCGCAAGCCGCUCCUGGCGCGGGCGGGGGACGACGACCCCCUGGGCGCGGCCGCCCCCGGGGUGGACAUCGAGGCGAUCCAGGCGGAGUGCUCGCAGGCCGAGCACAGCAGCGCCUCCGGCUCCGAGCCCGCGGGCCUGCAGCAGGACAGCCACUUCAUCCUGGGCGGGAGCGUGAAGUUCCCGAAGCUGCCGGCGGCGGGGGCGGCGGCCCAGGCGCCGGCAGGGCCGCCUGGCCGCGCGCCGCCGCGCGCCGACGGCACCGUGCAGGCCGCUCCGGCGACGCGGCGCCUGCCACCGCGCCUGGGUAGGCUGCGGCAGGCUCGCAUCGAGAACCUGAGCGACCUGCUGAGGCCCGGGCCCGCCGCGCCCGCGGCGUCCCCCGUGCUCGGGGAGCUCGCCGACCCAAGCGGCGGCGGCGCGGGGGGCGAGGGCGCGGCGCCUGCGUGGCUCCAGCGGCCCAGGCGGGAGGCGGACGCGCGAGAGGAGCGGAACGCGAACAUCGCCAUGCAGCGGCUCCUGCAGCAGCGCCUCAAGGCGAACGUCCAGAAGCGCUUCCCGCAGCAGGGCGGGCGCCCGAGGGGCACCGGCGGCGCGUGAGGGGUGCGCCUCUCUGCCGUUGGCGGCGCGCGGGGCCCCGCGGAGCACUUGGAGGGGCCCCCUGGCGCGCCGCUGGCACUGCGGGCGCUCCGCGUGCCGCGCCGUCGAGCGCCGGCGGCGCCGGGCCCCAUCUGCUCUCGCGGCGGCCUGGGCCCCCCGCGUCCUCCCUCGAUCUUCCUCCCUCCUCCUCCCUCGCUCCUCCCUCGUUCCUCGUCCCUCGUCGUCCCUCC